Molecule: messenger RNA, 14635 nt
Organism: Megalops cyprinoides (Indo-Pacific tarpon)
Lineage: Eukaryota; Metazoa; Chordata; Actinopteri; Elopiformes; Megalopidae
Gene: herc2
Product: HECT and RLD domain containing E3 ubiquitin protein ligase 2
Exons: 93
Coding region: 111-14606 (4831 amino acids)
Biological process (GO): protein ubiquitination
Molecular function (GO): zinc ion binding; ubiquitin-protein transferase activity
Source: RefSeq, a predicted model, not a curated record
CAUUAGAAUGCAGCAGAGCUGGAAACUGUAACAGGACUGAAGACAGAAAUAGAAAAAUUCAAAGCCAACAGGACAGGCUGCGAUCGCAGCCGGGCGAGAAAAAGGGAAAGAUGCCUUCCCCGUCCUUCUCCCUGGAUGCCCAGCUGAGGUUUCACACCAAAUGGCUGAAGAUAGAUCUGCAGCGUGCCUUCUCCCCGGAGGGGCUGAGCGAGAUGUGGAACGAGAUGGUGAAGGAUGAGGAGAUCACCUGCAACGGAGAGGAAUCCACCCAUCCAGAGGACUGUGCCGACUGCUUUGGCGGUCAGAAGAAGGAUGAGCCCAACGACAAGGAGAAAAAGGAGGAGGAGGAGGUGUCGACGUCCGUUCACCACUCCAUCAUUGAGACGUGGGACUGGGGGCAGCAGCCAGACGACGGCGAGCUGAAGGAGUGCCUGAUGGUGCUGGUGGAGGACCAGCAGAAGCUGGCCGUGCAGACGGCCAGGAGCACGCUGUCGGCCAUGCGGCUGCGGCAGCGCCUGGUCAUCCUGGAGCGCUACCUCAUCUCGCUCAGCCACAGCAUGAUGGAGGAGAAGUACAAGGUGCGCUGGAAGAGCCCGCCCAGCCCGCCGCUGCCCGCCUCCGACAACAAGAGUCCCCGUCCAGCAGGGAAGGGGGUGGAGGGCCUGGCGAGAGUGGGCUCCAGGGCGGCGCUGUCCUUCGCCUUCGCCUUUCUGCGCAGGGCGUGGAGGUCAGGUGAGGACGCGGACCUGUGCAGCGAGCUCCUGCAGGAGUCCCUGGACGCCCUGCGUGCCCUCCCAGAAGCCUCUCUGUUCGACGAGGGAACGGUGUCCUCCGUCUGGCUGGAGGUGGUGGAGAGAGCCACGAAGUUCCUUACAGAUGUCCAUGGGAGCGCGAGCGCCAAAGGCCCCAGCAACAUUCCACUGCAGGACCAGCACCUGGCCCUGGCUAUCCUCCUGGAGCUGGCUGUACAGAGGGGCACGCUCAGUCAGCUCUUGUCGGCCGUGCUGCUGCUGCUGCGUCUGUGGGACAGUGGCACGCGAGAGAUGGACAACGAGCGCUCGGCCCAGGGCACCAGCGCCCCCCUCCUGCCUCUGCUGCAGCGCUUCCACAACAUCCAUGCCAGCAAAGACCUGCCCAGCGCCGAGGAGGAGGCCGAGGUGCUCACCGCCCCCCUGAGCCCCAACGAGAGCCUCUUGCGCUACCUGACCCUGCCCCAGGACAACGACCUGGCCAUCGACCUGCGGCAGACCGCCGUGGUCAUCAUGGCGCACCUGGACCGCCUGGCCGCCCCCUGCAGCCCCCCGCAGUGCAGCUCGCCCACCUCAAGCAAGGGCACCCUGCAGGAGGUGAUUGGCUGGGGCCUGCUGGGCUGGAAGCUCCACGCCAAUGUGAACGGGCCGGUGCAGUGCAAGGCCCUGUCCAGCCUGGGGGUCACCCAGAUCGUCUGCUCUGAGAAGGGCUUCCUCAUCCUGUCCCGCAGUGGCGCCGUCUACACGCAGAACUACAAGAGCACCACCCUGGCUCCUCUGCUGGUGCAGGCCCUCUCCUCCAGGAAGAUAGUGAAGAUAGCAGCACAUCCAGACGGGCAGCACUACCUGGCUCUGUCAGCCAAUGGGGAGGUGUUCUCCUGGGGCUGCGGGGACGGCGGUCGCCUUGGACACGGGGACACUACGUACCUGGAGGAGCCCACCAUGAUCACGGCCUUCUCGGGGAAGCCGCACGGGAAGCACGUGGUGCACAUCGCCUGCGGGAGCACCUACAGCGCCGCCAUCACCGCCGACGGGGAGCUGUACACCUGGGGCCGCGGCAACUACGGCCGGCUCGGUCACGGCUCCAGCGAGGACCAGACCACGCCCAUGCUGGUGACGGCGCUGAAGGGACUGAAGGUGCUGGACGUGGCGUGUGGCAGCGGAGACGCGCAGACGCUGGCCGUGACGGAGAACGGCCAGGUGUGGUCGUGGGGCGACGGCGACUACGGCAAGCUGGGCCGGGGGGGCAGCGACGGCUGCAAGACGCCCAAGCUGGUGGAGAAGCUGCAGGACCUGGACAUCGUCAAGGUGUGCUGCGGCAGCCAGUUCUCCGUGGCGCUGACCAAAGACGGACAGGUGUACACCUGGGGCAAAGGUGACAACCAGCGCCUGGGCCACGGCACGGACGAGCACGUCCGCUACCCCAAGCUGCUGGACAGUUUACAAGGAAAGAAGGUGGUGGACAUCGCCGUGGGCUCCACCCACUGCCUCGCCCUCACAGACGAGGGGGAGGUGCACAGCUGGGGCAGCAACGACAAGCUCCAGCACUUCGACACGCUCUUCUCCAACAAGAAGCAGCCCAAAGCUCUGCCGGGCCUCAACUCCAAGCACAUCGUGGGCAUAGCCUGUGGGCCCGGCCAGAACUUCGCCUGGUCGUCGUGCUCGGAGUGGUCGGUCGGGCAGCGCGUGCCCUUCGUGGUGGACGUGUGCCCCAUGACCUUCGAGCAGCUGGACCUGCUCCUGCGACAGGUCAGCGAGGGCAUGGACGGCAGCUCCGACUGGCCGCCCCCGCAGGAGAAGGAGUGCAUGGUGGUGGCCACGCUCAACCUGCUGCGGCUUCAGCUCCACGCCGCCAUCAGUAACCAGGUGGACCCGGAGGAGCUGGGGCUGGGCCUGGGCAGCGUGCUGCUCAACAGCCUGAAGCAGGCGGUGGUGACGCUGGCCAGCAACGCCGGCGUGCUCAACACCGUGCAGUCGGCCGCCCAGGCCGUCCUGCAGAGCGGCUGGUCGGUGCUGCUGCCCACGGCGGAGGAGAGGGCCCGGGCGCUGUCCUCCCUCCUGCCCAGCGCAGUGUCUGGGAAUGAGAUGAGCGUGAGUCCCGGUCGGCGAUUCAUGAUCGACCUUCUGGUGAGCAGCCUCAUGGCGGACGGCGGUCUGGAGUCGGCGCUGAACGCUGCCAUCACGGCCGAGAUACAGGACAUUGAAGCCAAGAAGGAGGCCCAGAAAGAGAAGGAGAUCGACGAGCAGGAGGCCAACGCUUCCACGCUGCACCGGAGCAGAACUCCGCUGGACAAGGACCUGAUCAACACGGGGAUCUAUGAGUCCGCAGGGAAACAGAGCCUGCCACUGGUGCAGCUGGUCCAGCAACUGCUGAGGAACAUCGCCUCGCAGACGAUCGCGAGGCUGAAAGAUGUGGCCAGGAGGAUCUCCAACUGCCUGGACUCGGAGCACGUGGGGAAGGAGCGCUCGGCCUCGCUGGACCUCCUGCUGCGCUUCCAGAGGCUCCUGGUCAGCAAGCUCUACCUGGGCGUCAACGGGCCCGAGGUCGUCAACGGAUACAACCCGGACCUCCUGGGCGUGGGAUCCUUACUGAAGAAGUACAUCGCCCUGCUGUGCACCCACAUCGGGGACAUCCUGCCUGUGGCCACCAGCAUCGCCUUCGCCAGCCACCGGCACUUCGCCGAGGUCUCUCGCAUCAUUGAGGGUGAUCUCACCGGCGUCCUCCUUCCGGAGCUGGUUGUCUCCAUCGUGCUGCUCCUCACCAUCGACGCCGGCCUCAUGCAGGAGACCGGCUCCAUCCCCCUGUUAGCCGGGCUACUGGAGCACCUCGACCGCUUCAACCACCUGGCUCCCGGCCACGAGAGGGACGACAACGAGGACCUGGCCUGGCCUGGAAUCAUGGGGUCUUUCUUCACAGGCCAGAGCUCCAGGAACAAUGAGGAGGUGUCCCUCAUACGCAAGGCCGACCUGGAGAACCACAACAAGGACGGGGGCUUCUGGACCGUCAUCGAAGGCAAGGUCUACGACAUCAAGGACUUCCAGGCGCAGUCCCUGACUGGAAACAGCAUCCUCGCCCAGUUUGCUGGAGAAGAUCCAGUCGUUGCCCUUGAGGCCGCGCUGCAGUUCGAGGACACCAGGGAGUCCAUGCAGGCGUUCUGUGUUGGCCAAUACAUGGAGCCCAACCAGGAGACGGUGACCACGCCCGACCUGAGCAGCCUGUCCUCUCCUCUGAUCGACACCGAGCGGAACCUGGGCCUGCUGCUGGGCCUGCACGCCUCCUACCUGGCCAUGAGCACGCCCCUGUCCCCCAUGGAGAUCGAGUGCGCCAAGUGGCUCCAGUCCUCCAUCUUCUCCGGGGGCCUGCAGACCAGCCAGAUCCACUACAACUACAAUGAGGAGAAGGACGAGGACCACUGUAGCCUGCCAGGCAGCACGGCGCCCGACAAGGCCAGGCUCAACUCCCGCCGGCUCACGCUCAGCGACCACUCGCAGCCCUUCCUGCAGGCCAUCGCCGACAACAACAUCCAGGACCACACUGUGAAGGACUUCUUGUGCCAAAUCGAGCGCUGCUGUAAGCAGUACCACCUGAUCACCCCCAUCAUCUUCCCCCCCGAGCACCCCGUGGAGGAGGUGGGCCGUCUGCUGCUCUGCUGCCUGCUCAAACACCAGGACCUCGGUCACGUCGCCCUCUCACUCAUCAAGCAAUGUGCCUUGGGCGUGGACCAGGGGAAGCAGAGGUCCCUCCCCAAAUCUGUGAUCGACGUGUGUCGGAUGGUGUACCAGGCCAAGUGCUCGCUGAUCAAGACGCACCAGGAGCAGGGCCGCUCCUAUAAGGAGGUGUGCGCGCCCGUGAUCGAGCGCCUGCGCUUCCUGUUCAACGAGCUGCGGCCAGCGGUCAGCAACGACCUGUCCAUCGUGUCCAAGCUCAAGCUGCUGAGCUCCCAGCCGCGCUGGAAGAGGAUCACGCAGAAGCUGAUCCGCGACAGCAGGAAGAAGAGGGUGCCUAAGAAGUCCGAGUCAGCCGACGUGGAGGAGUCCAAGCUGGAGAACGACGAGACGGACGGGGACGGCCCCUGCGCUGUCCCCAUCAGCCCCGCGUCCGCCGACAAAAAGCCCGCCCCGGCCAAGUCGCCCAAGCAGCAGGACAAGUGGCAGCCCCUGUUGUCCACGGUAACCAGCGUGCAUAAAUAUAAGUGGCUGAAGCACAGCGUUCAGGGCUGUAUCCCCCAGUCCAGCCUCAUGGCCACCAUCGUGGAGUUCGCCCUGAAGGAGGAGCCUCUGGAUGUGGAGAAGAUGAGGAAGUGCCUCCUAAAGCAGCUGGAGCGGGCGGAGGUGAGGCUGGAGGGCAUUGACACCAUGCUGAAGCUGGCGUCUAAGAGCUUCCUGCUGCCGUCGGUGCAGUACGCCAUGCUGUGCGGCUGGCAGAGGCUCAUCCCCGAAGGGACCAAUAUCGGAGAGCCCCUCUCUGACUGCCUGAAGGAUGUAGACCUCAUCCCUCCCUUCAACCGCAUGCUGCUGGAGGUGACCUUCGGCAAGCUGUACGCCUGGGCCAUCCAGAACGUGCGCUCCAUCCUGCUGGACGCCACCAACAGGUUUAAAGAGCUAGGGGUGCAGCCCGUCCCUCUGCAGACCAUCACUAAUGAGAACCCGGCGGGUCCCAGCCUGGGCACCAUACCACAGGCACGUUUCCUGCUGGUCAUGCUCAACAUGCUGUCCCUGAAGCACGGAGCCAGCGGCCUCAGCCUGCUGCUCAACUCCGGCAUGCUGGCGCUCACCCAGAGCAUCCUCCGGCUCAUCGGCCCCAGUACAGACAGCACUGAGGAGGACCUGGGCUCCAGUGCCCAUGGCGGCUCGGCCACAGUGCUGGAGGAGUCCAGGAAGGAGGCGGCUCCCGCCCCCAUGCCCGCGUCCGGGCCCGAGCUGGCGGCCAUGAUGAAGAUCGGCACGCGCGUCAUGAGGGGACUGGACUGGAAGUGGGGCGAUCAGGACGGGCCAGCGCCGGGCCUGGGGCGCGUAAUUGGAGAGCUGGGGGAGGACGGCUGGAUCCGGGUCCAGUGGGACACCAGCAGCACCAACUCCUACAGGAUGGGCAAGGAGGGGAAGUACGACCUGAAGCUGGCAGAGCCGCCCCCGGCAACCCAGCCCACCACGGAGGACUCGGACACGGAGGAUGAUACCGAAGGGGAGCCGGUGGAGCGGAGCUCUCACCCCACGGCGCUGAUGCUGACGAGCACGGUGAACCUGCUGAAGACGCUGGCGCUGUCUGCAGGCAUCCACGCCGAGGGCAUGCAGACGGAGGCCAUGCGCACGCUCUGCGGCCUGCUCCGGAUGCUGGUGGAGAGCGGAGCCAACGACAAGAGCGGAUGCUCCGCCCACAGGCAGGUGUCCCGGGAGCAGCACCGCAGCUGGUGCACUCUGGGCUUCAUCCGCAGCAUCGCCCUCAUGCCCCAAAUGUGCAGCACCCUCAGCACCCCGGCCUGGAUCAGCCUGCUCGUCCGCAUCGUCGAGGGCCACCAGCCCUUCACUGCCGUCACGCUGCAGAGACAGAUCCUGGCUCUGCGCCUGCUGCAAGCAGUGCUCCCGUCCUGGGACAAGACGGAGAGGUCCCAGGACAUGAAGUUCCUGGUGGAGAAGCUGUUUGGCUUCCUGGGGAGUCUGCUGACCACCUGCUCCUCAGACCUCCCACUCCUGAGAGAGGGCUCCCUGCGCAGGAGGAAGUCCCGCCCCCAGGCGUCCCUGACGGCCACUCACAGCAGCACGCUGGCCGAGGAGAUCGUCGCCGUGCUGCGGACGCUGCACUCCCUGGCCCAGUGGAACGGCCUCAUCAACGAGUACAUCAACUCCCAGCUCAGCUGCAUCGGCGACGUCAUGGCCGGCCGCCACGCGGAAGCGACCCUGCUGGAGGAGUACUUCCCGGACUCGGAGGGCCCCGCGGUGGGCAGCCUGAUGGCGGUGCUGGCGGUGAUCGGCGGCAUCGACGGGCGGCUCAGGCUGGGCGGUCAGGUGGUCCAUGAGGAGUUCGGGGAGGGCACUGUCACGCGCAUCACGCCCAAGGGCAGGAUCACCGUGCAGUUCCACGAAAUGAGGACCUGCAGGGUGUGUCUGCUCAGCCAGCUGAAACCGCUGCCCGUGGUGGCCUUCAGCGUGCACAACCUGCCCUUCACCGAGCCCAUGCUGGGGGUGUGGGCACAGCUGGUACACCUGGCCGGCAGCAAGCUGGAGAAACAACGCAUGAAGAAAUCUCUGAGCCGUGGCCUCACAGCGGACCAGGUGGACCUGCACUUGCUGCGGUGCCAGCAGCUGCGUCUCUACAUCCUGAAGGCGGCGCGGGCCCUGCUGUCACACCAGGACAAGCUGCGGCAGAUCCUCUCCCAGCCCGCGGUGCUGGAGACGGGCUCCAACCCCAGCGAGGACGCCGUGGCGUCGUCGCCGGAUGUGGGGGACCUGUCCCCCGACGGCCCGCUGCCCCCCCUCAUCCUGCUGCAGCAGCUGCUGUCGGCCGCCACCCAGCCCUCCCCGAUCAAGGCCAUCUUCGACAGGCAGGAGCUGGAGGCUGCAGCCCUGGCGGUGUGCCAGUACCUGGCGGUGGAGUCCACCCACCCGUCCUCCCCGCUGUUUGAGGACAGCAGCUCCAGCGAGGCCACCACGCCGGUCACAGUGCAGCACGUCCGGCCGCCCAAGCAGAAGAAGCACAAGGCCUCCCCCGUCCCCCCCCUGCCCAUCGUGGGCCAGCUCAUGGAGAUGGGCUUCCAGAGGAAGAACAUCGAGUUCGCCCUCAAAUCCCUGUCUGGGACCACAGGAAGUGCCUCUGGGAUACCAGGUGUGGAGGCCCUCGUCGGCUGGCUGCUGGACCACCCCGACGUCCACAUCACCGAGCUGUCCGACGCCGACACCGUGUCCGACGAGUACUCGGAUGAGGAGGUUCUGGAGGAGCUGGAAGAGCCCGAGACGGCCUUCCCUGUGCCCCCUGGAGCCGUGGUGACAGAGAGUCAGACAUUCAAGAGGAGAUCGGAUUUCCAAAGCAAUGACGACUACGCCGUGUAUGUCCGAGAGAACAUUCAGGUGGGAAUGAUGGUGAAGUGCUGCCGGACUUACGAGGAGGUGUACGAGGGAGAUGUGGGGAAGGUGAUCAAGCUGGACCGGGAUGGGCUCCAUGACCUGAACGUGCAGUGUGACUGGCAGCAGAAGGGGGGGACCUACUGGGUCCGUUACAUCCACACCGAGCUGCUGGGUUUCCCGCCACAGAGUUCCCCGUCCCACAUCAAGAUCGGUGACAAAGUCCGUGUGAAGCCGUCGGUCACGACGCCAAAGUACAAAUGGGGUUCGGUCACUCACAGGAGCGUCGGAGUUGUGAAGGCUUUCAGUGCCAACGGGAAGGACGUGAUCGUAGACUUCCCCCAGCAGUCCCAUUGGACAGGCCUCCUGUCAGAGAUGGAGCUGGUGCCCAGCAUUCACCCGGGAGUCAGAUGUGAUGGCUGCCAGAUGUUCCCGAUCAACGGCCCCCGGUUCAAAUGCAGGAACUGUGACGACUUUGACUUCUGUGAAAAUUGCUUCAAAACUCGCAAACAUCACACCAGGCAUUCCUUUGGCAGGAUCAGCGAGCCAGGCCAGUCUCCGGCGUUCUGCGGCCGCUCGGGGAAGCAGCUGAAGCGGCACCACAGCAGCCAGCGCGGCAUGCUGAUCGACGAGUGGUCCCGCGCCGUCAAGAACCUCAGCGUGUCGUCCUCCGUCAACCAGGCCUCGCGCCUCAUCGACUGCGGGGACCUGUGCUGGCAGUCCUCCGGCUCUCAGGGCAAGCACUGGAUCCGUCUGGAGCUCUUCCCGGACGUCCUGGUGCACAGGCUGAAGAUGAUCGUGGACCCAGCGGACAGCAGCUACAUGCCGUCUCUCGUGGUGGUGUCGGGCGGGAAUUCUCUGAAUAACCUCAUCGAGCUGAAGACAAUCAACAUUAACCCCACCGACACUACUGUUCACCUGCUCAGUGACUGCACUGAGUAUCACAGGUACAUCGAGAUCGCCAUCAAACAGUGCCGCAGCUCCGGCAUCGACUGCAAGAUCCACGGGCUCGGCAUUGUGGGCCGCAUCCGCGCCGAGGACGAAGACCUGGCCACCGUGCCCUUCCUGGCAUCUGACAACGAGGAGGAGGACGAUGAUAAGACCAGCACCGGCAGUCUGGCGCGGAAGAAAUCGUCUGGCCUGGAGUCUGCGGCCUCCAUCAGGACCAAAGUCUUCGUUUGGGGGCUGAAUGACAAAGACCAACUGGGAGGCCUCAAGGGGUCGAAGAUCAAAGUACCAUCGUUCUCAGAGACCCUUUCCGCUCUCAACGUGGUGCAGGUGGCAGGAGGAUCGAAAAGCCUGUUUGCAGUGACGGCGGAGGGUAAGGUGUACGCCUGCGGAGAGGCCACCAACGGCAGGCUGGGGCUGGGCCUCUCCAGCGGCACCAUCCCCAUCCCCAGGCAGAUCUCCGCCCUCAGCAACUACGUGGUGAAGAAGGUGGCCGUGCACUCAGGUGGGCGGCACGCUAUGGCCCUGACGGUGGACGGGAAGGUGUUCUCCUGGGGCGAGGGUGACGACGGGAAGCUGGGCCACUUCAGCAGAAUGAACUGUGACAAGCCGCGGCUGAUCGAGGCCCUGAAGACGAAGCGGAUCCGGGACAUCGCCUGCGGGAGCUCCCACAGCGCUGCCAUCACCUCCAGCGGGGAGCUGUACAGCUGGGGCCUGGGGGAGUACGGCAGGCUGGGGCACGGAGACAACACCACCCAGCUCAGGCCCAAACUGGUGAAGGUGCUCCUGGGGCAUCGUGUCGUCCAGGUGGCCUGCGGCAGUCGAGACGCCCAGACUCUGGCUCUGACAGAUGAAGGGCUGGUGUUCUCCUGGGGGGACGGGGACUUUGGGAAGCUGGGCCGAGGGGGCAGCGAGGGCUGCAAUAUCCCCCAGAACAUCGAGAGGCUCAACGGGCAGGGCGUGUGCCAGAUCGAGUGUGGAGCCCAGUUCUCCCUGGCACUCACCAAGUCCGGCGUGGUGUGGACCUGGGGCAAAGGCGACUACUUCCGGCUGGGUCAUGGCACCGACGUCCACGUGCGCAAGCCCCAGAUGGUGGAGGGGCUGAGGGGGAAGAAGAUCGUCCAUGUGGCGGUCGGGGCGCUGCACUGCCUGGCCGUGACCGACACAGGACAGGUGUACGCCUGGGGAGACAACGACCACGGCCAGCAGGGGAACGGCACCACCACGGUCAACAGGAAGCCCACCCUGGUGCAGGGCCUGGAGGGCCAGAAGAUCACCCGCGUGGCCUGCGGCUCCUCACACAGCGUGGCCUGGACCACCGUGGACGUCACCACGCCCUCCGUCCACGAGCCCGUCCUCUUCCAGACCGCCAGGGACUCGCUGGGCGCCUCCUACCUGGGUGUCCCGUCGGACAGCGACUCGUCUGCCGUUAGCAACAAGAUGAGCGGCCAGAGCAACGCCAAGCCCAACCGGCCGUCGCUGGCCAAGAUCCUGCUGUCUCUGGACGGAAACCUGGCCAAGCAGCAGGCCCUGUCCCACGUCCUCUCUGCCCUGCAGAUCAUAUACGCCAGGGAUGCAGUGGUGGGAGCGCUGAUGCCUGCCUGCAUGAUCAUGCCGGUGGAGUGCCCCUCCAGCUCCCCCAUCCCCCCAUCCGACGAGUCCACGGCCUCCACCCCCACUGAGACAGAGGAGCCCUCCGCACCCCCGGAAACAGAGGAGCGCCUCAGCCCCAGCCCCUGGCAGGACAAGAGGGGCGAGGUGGCCCCAUCCGAAGACGCCAUCACCCCGUCCUCUGCAGUGACGCCGUCGGCGGCGGCGGCCUCCUCGCGGCCCUUCAUCCCCGUCACCGACGACCCCGGCGCGGCCAGCAUCAUCGCCGAGACGAUGACCAAAACCAAAGAGGACUCUGAGAGUCAGAGUAAGACGGUGGGCCCGGAGCCUCAGUACCUGGACGAGUUCACCAGCCUGCUGGUGCCGGACGACACGCGCGUCAUGGUGGACCUGCUGAAGCUGGCCGUGUCGGUGCGCUCGGGCGAGAAGGGCAAGGAGGUGCUGUCCGCCGUGCUCUCCGGCAUGGGCACCGCCUACCCGCAGGUGGCAGACAUGCUGCUGGAGCUGUGUGUGACUGAGCUGGAGGACGUGGCCACAGACUCGCAGAGCGGCCGGCUGUCCUCCCAGCCCGUGGUGGUGGAGAGCAGCCACCCCUACACCGACGACACCUCCACCAGCGGCACGGUCAAGAUCCCAGGUGCCGAGGGGCUGAGGGUAGAAUUCGACCGGCAGUGUUCCACAGAGAGGCGACAUGAUCCACUCACCAUCAUGGACGGGGCCAAUAGGAUUGUGUCUGUCAGAUCAGGCCGGGAGUGGUCCGACUGGUCGAGUGAGCUGCGUAUCCCCGGCGACGAGCUCAAGUGGAAGUUCACCAGCGAUGGCUCCGUUAACGGCUGGGGCUGGCGCUUCACCGUGUAUCCCAUCAUGCCUGCUGCGGGGCCUAAGGACCUGCUGUCUGACCGCUGCAUCCUCUCCUGCCCCUCCAUGGACCUGGUGACCUGUCUGCUCGACUUCCGCCUCAACUUCGCCUCCAACCGGAGCAUCGUGCCCCGGCUGGCUGCCUCUCUGGCGGCAUGCGCACAACUGAGCGCGCUCGCGGCGGGUCACAGAAUGUGGGCCUUGCAGAGGCUGCGUAAGCUGCUGACCACAGAGUUCGGCCAGUCCAUCAACAUCAACCGACUGCUGGGGGACACCGAGGGAGAGGCCCGGUCGCUGAGUUUCUCGGGCAGUGCUCUGGCCGCCCUGGUGAAGGGCCUUCCUGAGGCUCUGCAGAGACAGUAUGAGUACGAGGACCCCAUCGUGAGAGGAGGGAAGCAGCUGCUCCAUAGCCCCUUCUUCAAGGUUCUGGUGGCGCUGGCCUGCGACCUGGAGCUCGACACCCUUCCCUGCUGCGCAGAGACCCACAAGUGGGCGUGGUUCCGCAGGUACUGCACCGCCUCCAGGGUGGCGGUGGCCCUGGACAAGAGGACCCCGCUGCCACGCCCCUUCCUGGACGAGGUGGCUAAGAAAAUCCGCGAGCUGAUGGCGGACCAGGAGAACAUGAACGCCCUGCAUGAGAGUCAUGACAUUUUCAAGAGGGAACACGACGAGCAGCUGGUGCAGUGGAUGAACAGGCGUCCUGACGACUGGACGCUGUCCGCGGGGGGGAGCGGGACCAUCUACGGCUGGGGCCACAACCACAGGGGUCAGCUGGGGGGCAUCGAGGGGGCGAAGGUCAAGGUGCCCACGCCCACGGAGGCCCUGGCCACUCUCAGGCCCGUGCAGCUGAUCGGCGGGGAGCAGACGCUGUUCGCGGUGACGGCCGACGGCAAGCUGUACGCCACAGGCUACGGGGCCGGAGGGCGGCUGGGCAUCGGGGGCACCGAGUCGGUGUCCACGCCCACCCUGCUGGAGUCCAUCCAGCACGUCUUCAUCAGGAAGGUGGCGGUCAACUCCGGCGGCAAGCACUGCCUGGCGCUGUCCUCCGAGGGAGAGGUGUACUCCUGGGGCGAGGCCGAGGACGGCAAGCUGGGCCACGGGAACAGGAGCCCGUGUGACCGGCCCCGCGUCAUCGAGUCUCUGCGGGGGGUGGAGGUGGUGGACAUCGCCGCGGGCGGCGCCCACAGCGCCUGCAUCACGGCCAGCGGGGAGCUCUACACCUGGGGCAAGGGCCGCUACGGCCGGCUGGGGCACGGGGACAGCGAGGACCAGCUCAAACCCAAACUGGUGGACGCGCUGCAGGGUCACAGGGUCAUCGAUGUGGCGUGCGGCAGCGGCGACGCCCAGACGCUGUGUCUGACGGACGACGACAUGGUGUGGUCGUGGGGCGACGGCGACUACGGCAAGCUGGGCCGCGGCGGCAGCGACGGCUGCAAGGUCCCCAUGAAGAUCGACUCCCUGACCGGCCUCGGGGUGGUCAAGGUGGAGUGCGGUUCCCAGUUCUCCGUGGCCCUCACCAAGUCCGGCGCCGUGUACACAUGGGGCAAGGGGGACUACCACAGGUUGGGACACGGCUCGGACGACCACGUGCGCAGGCCUCGGCAGGUCCAGGGCCUGCAGGGAAAGAAGGUCAUCGCCAUCGCCACCGGGUCCCUGCACUGUGUCUGUUGCACAGAGGAUGGUGAAGUGUACACCUGGGGGGACAACGAUGAAGGCCAGCUGGGGGAUGGCACCACCAACGCCAUCCAGAGGCCGCGGCUGGUGGCGGCGCUGCAGGGUAAGAAGAUAAACCGGGUGGCCUGCGGAUCGGCUCACACCCUGGCCUGGUCCACCAGCAAGCCCGCCAACGCCGGCAAACUCCCCUCUCAGGUUCCCAUGGAGUAUAACCACCUGCAGGAGAUUCCCAUCAUCGCCCUGCGGAACCGGCUGCUGCUGCUGCACCACAUCUCAGAGCUCUUCUGCCCCUGCAUCCCCAUGUUCCACCUGGAGGGCCGCCUCGGACACACAGGCCAGGGCCCCUCCGUGGGCUUCGACACGCUGCGCGGAAUCCUCAUCUCGCAGGGCAAAGAAGCGGCAUUCCGCAAGGUGGUCCAGGCGACGAUGGUGAGGGACCGACAGCACGGGCCGGUGGUCGAGCUCAACAGGAUUCAGGUGAAGCGCUCGCGGAGCAAAGGGGGGCUGGCCGGCCCAGAUGGGACCAAGUCUGUUUUCGGUCAGAUGUGUGCCAAGAUGAGCUCCUUCAGUCCAGACAGCCUGUUGCUCCCCCACCGCGUCUGGAAGGUCAAGUUUGUGGGGGAGUCAGUGGAUGACUGUGGCGGUGGGUACAGUGAGUCAAUUGCGGAGAUGUGUGAGGAGCUGCAGAACGGCCUCACCCCCCUCCUCAUCGUCACGCCCAAUGGCCGCGACGAGUCCGGCGCCAACCGCGACUGCUUCCUACUCAACCCCGCCGCCAAGUCCCCGCUGCACAUCAACAUGUUCCGCUUCCUAGGUGUUCUCCUGGGCAUCGCCAUCCGAACGGGCAGCCCCCUGAGCCUUAACCUGGCCGAGCCUGUGUGGAAGCAGCUGGCUGGAAUGAACCUGACCAUCGCUGACCUCAGUGAGGUCGAUAAAGACUUCAUCCCCGGACUGAUGUACAUCCGUGACAACGAGGCCACGUCGGAGGAGUUUGAGGCCAUGACCCUGCCCUUUACUGUGCCAAACGCCAGCGGCCAGGACAUCCAGCUCAGCUCCAAGUACUCACACAUCACCCUGGACAACCGUGCCGAGUAUGUGAGGCUAGCAAUAAACUACAGGCUUCAUGAGUUUGACGAGCAGGUGUGGGCGGUGCGAGAGGGCAUGGCGCGGGUGGUCCCUGUGCCCCUGCUCUCUCUCUUCACCGGCUACGAGCUGGAGACCAUGGUGUGUGGGAGCCCGGACAUCCCCCUGCACCUCCUGAAGUCGGUGGCCACCUACAAGGGCGUGGAGCCCACGGCACCGCUGAUCCAGUGGUUCUGGGAGGUGAUGGAGUCCUUCUCCAACACGGAGCGCUCACUCUUCCUGCGCUUUGUCUGGGGCCGCACUCGGCUGCCCCGCACCAUCGCCGACUUCCGCGGCAGGGACUUCGUCGUGCAGGUCCUGGAUAAGUACAGCCCUCCGGACCACUUCCUGCCCGAGUCGUACACCUGCUUCUUCCUGCUCAAGCUGCCGCGCUACUCCUGCAAGCAGGUGCUGGAGGAGAAGCUCAAGUACGCCAUCCACUUCUGCAAGUCCAUAGACACUGACGACUAUGCGCGCAUCGCGCUGACGGGCGAGCCGGCCGCCGACGACAGCAGCGAAGACUCCGACAACGAGGACGCCGACUCCUUCGCCUCCGACUCUACGCAGGACUACUUAACGGGGCACUGAGGGCCUCUGACCGCCCCCCCCCCUCCCCC